AUGGAUCGGACGGACAGAUUCAACAAGAGCAAUCCAAGGAUUCUCACAACAAAUUCGUCUCGCGGUUCUCCUUUUUCCAGUCGACCUGGUUCCCCCCACCGCGCUGAGAGCGUGCUCAGCUUCUUCAGAGAGGCUGUGAACACGGUCAUUGAGCAACAGAAGCAUGAGGGCGACUCCGAGGCUCAUCAGAUUUAUCGCAGCUAUAUUGGUCAUUCUGUAAAAGGACAGCCCAGUACAGUCAAUCCGGAUGAAGAGGACAUGAUGCCCGGCAUCGUCCAUCCAGGGAGUACAGGCGUCAUCUACUGCACUGAUAGAGCAAUCGCAAACGGAUUCUCAUAUGCCGACUCGCACUCGUGGAGCAACAUGGGCCAGGGUGCACCCGAGGUCGGCCCCAUUCCAGACGCUCCUCCUCGCCCGACCUCUAUUACUAUGCACGUAGACGAGCUCGAGUAUGCGCCCACCACAGGCGUCAAAGCCCUCCGAGAGGCCGUCGCCAACAUGUACAACAACACUUACCGCAAUGGGAUGAAAUCCCAAUACACAUACGAAAACGUGUGUAUAGUCCCAGGAGGUCGUGCCGGCCUCUCUCGUGUGGCAGCUGUUGUCGGCGAUGUCUAUCUCGGCUUCCAGGUCCCUGAUUAUACCGCCUAUGCACAAUCCUUGGAAGUCUUUCGACGCCUGGUUCCGAUUCCGACCGCUCUCGAGGCGGAGAAGCAUUACAAGCUGGACAUCAAGCAAGUCAAGCGAGACAUUGAAAACCAGGGUCUUUCCGUUCUACUUGCAUCUAAUCCUCGCAAUCCAACUGGUCAAAUGAUCAAGGGUGAUGAACUCAAGGAGCUCGUCGAGCUCUCGAAGCAGAAGACGACUAUUAUUCUUGACGAGUUUUACUCUUGGUACAUCUAUCACGAGAAUAAUGAGGACAUUGGAACCUCGAUAUCCGGAGCUUCAUAUAUCGAUGAUGUCAACGAGGACCCUGUAGUACUGAUCGACGGCUUGACCAAGAACUGGCGACUUCCAGGCUGGAGAGUGUGCUGGGUGGUCGGCCCCAAGAACCUGAUCUCUGCACUAUCGCAAUCAGGCUCCUUCCUUGAUGGCGGAGCUAAUCACCCUCUCCAAGUCGCCGCUAUUCCCCUCCUACAACCAGAUCAUAUCAAGCAAGAAAAGGUUGCUUUGCAAAUGCACUUUAAACGGAAGCGUGACCAUGUCCUCUCGCGCUUGGAGCGCAUGGGUCUCAAGGUUAUUGUCGUCCCACAAGCCACCUUUUACGUAUGGCUUGACCUAUCUGCCCUACCGGAACCAUUAAACAAUGGGUUGACAUUUUUUGAAGAGCUGCUGAGGGAGAAAACUAUUGUCGUUCCAGGCAUUUUCUUUGAGAUCAACCCGUCUCAUCGGCGCGAUUUGUUCAGGUCACCGUGCCAUCACUUUGUCCGCCUGAGCUUUGGCCCGCCGCUCAAGGAUCUUGACAUGGGUUUGGAUGCGAUGGAGAAGCUGCUGAGGCGAGUCAAGAAGGAAGGCACCAAGCGGAUGGGCCACAACUAUAACAAAAGUGUCGACUUGGAUAAAGCAAAUAUCCCGACUGUAGCCUGA
Molecule: messenger RNA, 1587 nt
Organism: Serendipita indica DSM 11827
Lineage: Eukaryota; Fungi; Basidiomycota; Agaricomycetes; Sebacinales; Serendipitaceae
Source: the annotation of a GenBank genome assembly